Molecule: messenger RNA, 4908 nt
Organism: Chiloscyllium plagiosum (whitespotted bambooshark)
Lineage: Eukaryota; Metazoa; Chordata; Chondrichthyes; Orectolobiformes; Hemiscylliidae
Source: RefSeq, a predicted model, not a curated record
GGGAGCUGUCAGUGCGCGUGCGCGGCCUGGGGACAUGGUGACGGCGCUGGCCUGGGAAAAAAAACUUUGUCACGUCGAGUAAGGCGAAAACAACACGGCGCGGAUGAGCCGUGAGCAGCAUGGCCAGGCAUAGAAAUGUCCGCGGACUGAAGUAUGACGAAGACUUUGAAGAUGAUGAUGUCUAUGGCCAGUCUGUAGAGGAUGACUACUGCAUUUCUCCAGCAACAGCUGCUCAGUUCAUUUAUAAACGAGAUGAUUACAACAGAAGAGCCUUUGCCGAGGAACCUCUGGAAGAAGGUGAUGAAUAUGCAGAAGAUAAAUUGGAGGAACCUUUCUACGGUAAUCAGCCAUUACUAAGUGAAGUUGAUCAAGCUCGUCUUCAUUCCUGUCUAGAUAAAAUGCGAGAAGUCUUGGGGGAGUCUGUAUCAGAUCAAGUCAUGGUCAAUGCUGUGCUGAAUAGUCAGUAUGAUGCACAUAAAGCCCUGGACCUUGUGCUAUCUGAGGACAACCAACAAAAAACAAAAUUAAAGAUGCAGAGUACAAUCCCUACACGGAAAUCCACAGUAGGAGAUAUAUUUUAUUCAUCCAAAUUAGUAGAUUCUAAACACCCAGAUUCACGUUUACCAGUAAUGUUAUUAGAUGAUACUGAUAAUUCUUCAGCUUUUGAUUUGAGUAUUCUAUUGUCGACCAAAUCUGAGUUAAGUUGUGUGUCUGCUCCCAUGGCAGCCUGUGAAUCUGUUAAUAAUGAAAGUGCAAAUGGGGGAGAGGAAACCUCAGCACAGUGCAUUUCAUUGUUGGAAAUGAUCCAAGAAACCCCAAAUGUGGUACAGACAGAUGUGAAGAUGUUGAAUGGCCCAUUGACUGACCAGGCUGCAAUAAGUUCAGACAGAGGCAUAAAUCUCGCAUAUCUGAUUAAAGCCAGUGAACAUAGUGAUCAAGAUUUGAAUUCAACUAUGCUACCUCUCUGUGAUGUAUCAGAAUUGCCUCCAGUAAUGAAUUUUGAACAGUCUGUCAGGCCUGCAUCAGACAUAUCAAGGUUGUCUGUAUUAACACAAAAUAAUACUGAAGGAACUUUGCAACCUUCCCCAACGUCCCUCUCAAAACUGUCUUUUACAAUAUUAAACGCCAAUCACCUUUCAUCCAACUCUUUAAAUGCGCCAGCACAAAACCCUGAGUGCUUAACUUCAUCUCUUAGGGCUUUGAGUCUUGUCGAUCAACUGAACCAACACCAGCAGAAAAGUAAUGGACUCAAUAAUACUCUGGUUACAAAUGCCCAAAGCAGUCCAGUAGACAUAACAGGAGGAAACAAUUUGUCCUUUCAUCAAUAUGGAAGUCCGUCUCUAGCUGAUCUUAUUGAGGAACAUGAAAAAAAUAGUCCCAACAGCUCAGUUUCCUCCUCUGUUCCUUCUCAGUUUCAGUCAGUAACGUCAGCGCAUAGUGCAAUAUUGCCAUUAGGGUCUUUAUCUUUGGCACAGUUAGCCAGUGAAUGCCAGACUAAAACAACAACAGAUACAUUCACAGGAUCGUUGUCAUCUUUAAUAACACCCAAACCAAUGUGUACUUCUGAAAUGGGGAAAAUGUCACUGUUUGAUUUGAUCACAGAAAAUACUCAGCAAAUGCCUGAAAAUUCAAAAGCAAAGGAUGCUCAUUUUGUUACAUGUGAAAUUCCGCAUUCUUCAGAAAAAGCCAUAGGGCAGCUAUCUACUGAUUUGAAUGUGCUGACACAACAAAAUACCUGUGCACUGGACACUGAUCUUCUAAGCAUGUUUGUCCAAAAAUCUGACCUCCAAAAUACAAAGCCGGCAAAUUACAAAACAUUUAAUAGGAAUGCAAGUAUUCAUAAUCACAAGCUUUCAAAGCGAACGAGGACCACAUCUUGGACAAAACAUUGUUGUGCUGAACCAUCUUGUUUUGCUCUUGCAAUAUGUUUUCAGAAUCCUGUAAGAAAAAAGAAAAAGUCUUUACUUAAUAUUCACACAACAUUUUUAUAUAGCAGGCAAGUUCCAGAAACAAAGGGAGAAGAUCAGAUUCCUUUAUUUGAAAUAAAACCAUUUGACUUCAGUACACCUUCUCCAGAUGAUAUUAUAAAGGCUAGCCAGAAGAAAGCUUUUAUUAGAGACUAAGGCUAAUAUGAUGCUGCCUUCCUUUGUUUUAUACUGGGGGAUUUUUUUUUGUUGUGUUGAAGAAUAUUUUGGACUGGAUCUUCAUUUGAAUUUUUGGGGAAGUUGUUCAAUUACAGGCGUUGUUUCAGGCUGUUGGUGCAUAUUAAAAAAGACGGAAGGUUGUUGGCAAACUUUCCACACUUUGUUUAGUUCAGUCACUGGGUACUAUCCAUUAUGACAUAAUGAUGACCUUUACCUCAAAGAUAUGUGUGUGUAUAUAAUCUUCAUUCUUCAUGUGCUGUAUUAAGAUGACUUCAUUUGGACCAAUCUUUAUAAAAAUGUUAGAUUUUUAUUUUUAUUUUUAAUUUUUCUAAUAUUCUUAACUGGAUUUUACAGAAAUACAACUUUGGUGUAUUUGUAAUUUUUCUAUAAUUCUAAUAGUGAAAAGCAGUUUUCCAAUUUGCAAGAAUUUCUUUCUUUCUUUCCCAAACUGAAGUUGGGCAUUUAACAAAAAUUUGUUGCACUUGCUUCAAGUGAAACCACACUACAGAAGACUGUGAUGCAAGAAUUAAUAUUUUUUAAAACAUAUAAGAUCCUAAAAGGUGCAAAAUGGUGUUUUUUGGUGAUGCUGUGGAACUGGUUGUUUUUUCAGCACUGUUCUGUGCAUUUUUCAAAUUGUGAAUCUAAGCACUUCCUUUAUAUCACAGUUGAUAACCAUGCAAAACAGUAAUUCCACUGGAAGUAUGUAAGUUGUAUGAGAGUCUAGAAUAGUCAAUUUUAAGAUCACUUAAGUUUAUACCAAUUACUGCACAAAAGUUCACUUCUAAAAUAUCAAUGAGACAGGCAUAAAGGUUGUGUUGUGAAUUAGUAUUUUCCAUUACUGCCUCAUAUUGACCUCUAUGAAAUAUAAGCAGACACUUUCAUUUUACUAUGUCAUAGCUGAUGUCAGAAAAUCAAAUAAAAUAUAGUGGGGGUAACGUUUCUCUUCCAGCAGUGCAAAACUGUCAGUAAAUUGGCCAUAGCGCUUUUACUGUGUCUGUUAUUAUUUUCCAUUGACUUCAAAAAUAUUGCCAAGAUUUUCUUUUUACUUCAAAUCAAGUGUAAGUAACAGAAAAACCAGGAAACAAGGUUCCAACAAUCGUUCUGUGAUCUUAAGUUGAAGGACAAUUACUAUAAAAUAGACAGCCAAUUUACAAUUUGUUUCUUUCACACUGCUGGAGUGGACUAGUUUCACACCUAAGCCUAGUCCUCUUGUUAGCCAUUGUAGUCAGGCAUUUUUUGUCUUCUCUGGUGAAAUGGUGAAGUAGGUUAAGCUGUUAAAUUGUAGGAUUUCCUUCCAAUGAUAUUGCAGUUACUGCCCCUACUUCUUGUGCGAUCACUGAAUCUCAUCCUCCAACUUGCAAACUGACAAAAAUGGUUUGAUAAAAAAGUCAGAUUGUAAAUAGAUUAAAAUUGGACAGCUGUAUGUUCAAGUCCAUUGUUGUACAUGACUUGAUUCGCCCACGACAGUUGCAAUUUCAUGAGCUGAAAGUUUUGGAGUGAACUUACCAUUGAAAUACGAUCUCUGCAGAAUUUCAACUUAUUGUUUUUGUCACUGUAAUUGACACUGGCAUGUUUUAUUGUUCAUGCUUAAUGUUAUAUAUUUAAAAGAUGCAAAAGAUUUUAACAGAUAUUAGAAAAUUAAAAUGAUUUGAUCGAGCUAUUCAUAAGCCAAUAUUUUAAAACUUGAAUACAUUUCAAAUGAGUUAAUUUACUACCAGUAUAUAUUUUUAUAUAAAAGUUAAAUCACUGAAUUUAGAUUUUACAGUGUUAUUUAAUAUUGAGAUUUUGAAUUUGUAAUGUCAUUGAAAAUUGGUCUUAUGGAUUCUGGACGACAUGAAUAAAUUCAGUUUUAAACAAAAGAAGGUUAUUGCCUGGAUUGUGCAUUGAGAAUAAUGGUGAGGCUAACAUUAGUGAAUUAACUGCAUUAGAUAAAAUGACAGCAGCCUUCAGAUCGUAUGGUUGCAGUUAAAACUGGAAAUUCAGAAGAUAUAGUCUUGAUUUAACCUACUACAUCACAGAUUGUGCUGUAAUGUUAAAGUGGGUCCUUGAUUUAUGAAUAUUUGACAUUUGAACACAACCUCAUAGAGAUGUCAUUUUAACUAAAUAUUUCCGUACUUACAGCUGUUUAUAUUAUCCUGUAUUAUGUUCCGACUUGCAAAUAAAUUGACUUGUGAAUAAAUUGACUUAAAAAUGGAACCCCUUUGUGAUGUACAGAUUGCCCAUACCUUGCUGACAGGUUCAAUACUAAGAUUAUUGAAAGGAUGUGAAGUUACAGUGGUUAAUCAUCCUCUCACAUUAAGGCAGCUAAGUUUAGGGCUGGUGUUUUUAGAAAUGGAUCAGGCUGAGAUGUAAGGUUGCGAUAUGGUCAAGUUGGACCAAAAGGUCUGUUUCUAUGCUGUAUGACUCUCUCUCUCUCUCUAUAACUAAAUGCUUAGCAGUUACACUGGCUUAACAAUCUCAUUGGCCCUGAACAUUUAAUUUUAUGUGUGUAGAAGGUGUUACUUCUGUGAAAAUUGGUACGCUAUUGGUGAUUUUUAAAAACAAAUGCUUAAAUUUUCUGUGCCUACACUUAGGUCUUUCUCAGUCAUCUAUCUUUCUUUCCUAAUUUUUAUUUUGCUUUCUGUACAUCGUUUAUAUCUAAUUUCUGCUUUAUGCUUCCUGGUUUAGAAUCUGUGUUGUGAGAAUUCUUUAACCUUCCAUGAGGUUAAAGAGCUUUCACUGUUUCUUGAACCACUCUCAAGCAUCAGACAUUUCCCUGAAGAAG